AACUCUCUCAACUUCGGAGGUAUCGUAUCAUUUACGUCCGUCGAGCCAGGACUAGAUAUCUAAUUGCCUGAACGAUAGAAUUGGCGCUUAUUGAUUUUUUCCUUGUCAUCAUGACGACGGAAAGAAGCUUUGUUCGCGAAAUUCCCGAAAUUCCUCUAGAUAAUAAUGAUAAAAAUGAUACGUCGAAAACGAGGAACGAUGUAGACGUGGAAAACGGUAGAGGGGAACGCUUUCCGGUCAAGCAAGCGAGUUUUGGUCAAGACACCGAAACAUCUGAAGACGCAUCUUCCGGUAAUUCCUCAGCUGAAGAGGAUGAACAGUCUUGGAUAUCUUGGUUUUGUGGUUUGAAGGGAAACGAGUUCUUUUGCGAAGUAGACGAAGAGUACAUCCAGGACGAUUUUAACCUCAGUGGCCUGAGUACUAUGGUUCCGUAUUAUGAUUAUGCACUCGAUCUGAUACUCGAUGUGGAGUCCCCGAAUGACGAUAUGCUGACUGAACAGCAACAUGAGCUGGUCGAAUCUGCCGCGGAAAUGUUAUAUGGUCUUAUACAUGCUCGUUACAUUCUUACAAGCCGUGGUAUGGUUGCCAUGCUUGAAAAAUACAAACAGUGCCAUUUCGGGCGUUGUCCACGGGUUUACUGCAACAACCACCCUUGCCUGCCAGUAGGAACAUCUGAUAUUUUUAGGACAGCCACGGUAAAAACAUUUUGCCCGAAGUGCGAGGCAAGUGAUUCCCAGGACAUUCAUUUUCCAAGGAGUAAAUAUCAGGGAAAUAUCGAUGGUGCAUAUUUUGGCACCACAUUUCCCCAUCUUUUUAUCAUGACAUAUGGAUAUCUGAAGCCCCAGAGGAGCUCAACCGAUUACGUGCCAAGAAUUUUUGGCUUCAAGGUACAGCAGUGCCUUCCUCUCUUAACACUAACUUACACUGAGGAGUGA
Molecule: messenger RNA, 935 nt
Organism: Micromonas pusilla CCMP1545
Lineage: Eukaryota; Viridiplantae; Chlorophyta; Mamiellophyceae; Mamiellales; Mamiellaceae
Exons: 2
Coding region: 111-935 (274 amino acids)
Cellular component (GO): protein kinase CK2 complex; cytoplasm
Molecular function (GO): protein kinase regulator activity
Source: RefSeq, a predicted model, not a curated record